AUGGCAGCGGCGGCGCUGCUGGCGGUGCUGGCGGUGCCGCUCCCGCUCCUCCUGCUCCUCCCGCUCCUCCCGCUCCUCCUCGGGGCCGCGCGCCGCCUGCGCCGGGCGCGCUCCCGACCGGGGGGGCCCCGCGCGCUCCCGCGGGGCGGGCGCGCGCUCGUGGUGACGGCGCACCCCGAUGACGAGGCGAUGUUCUUCGCCCCCGCCCUGCUCGGCCUGCGCAGGGCCGGGGCCGCCCCCGCCGUGCUCUGCUGCUCCGCAGGAAAUUAUUACAAUCAAGGAGAGAUCCGUAAGAAAGAGCUGGAGCAGAGCUGUCGUGUCCUGGGGAUUCCUGAGUCCGAUGUCACAGUCGUUGAUCACAGGGAUCUUCCAGAUAACCCUGCUGUUGAAUGGGACACACAUCUCCUCGCCACCAUCGUGCUGAAGCACAUAGAGGCCAAGAACAUCAACCUGGUGGUGACCUUUGAUGCGGGAGGAGUGAGUGGCCACGCAAACCACAUCUCUCUUUACUCUGCUGUCAGGUACCUGCAUUCAGAGGGGAAGUUACCUGAAGGGUGCCGUGUGCUCGUGCUCGAGUCAGUAAAUCUCUUGAGGAAGUACAUUUCCUUCCUGGAUGUGCCCAUCUCCUGCCUCCUGCCCAGGGAUGCCCUGUUCAUCCUCACAGAGGAGGAGACCGAGCAAGCCAAGAGGGCCAUGCGGUGCCAUCGCAGCCAACUGCUCUGGUUCCGUCACCUCUACGUGCUCUUCUCACGGUACAUGGUGGUCAAUUCUCUGCACCUCCUGUAGCAGGACGUGGCUCACAACUCCAGGAGAGAAGAAUGACCAAAACAAAAGGACCAUGCCAAGCCCAGGACUAAAAGAAACUCCUGUGUUAUGGGCUGGAGAGGAUGGGAUGCUCUUUGUGCAGCAUUCUGCAGGCUACAGAAACCAGGAGUGGGAACUUCCCUCUGAAUGUCUUGUUGCCUGAUAACUUGAGAUGAACAGGGUUUAACAGCUGCUCUGUUUUCUCACUGUAGAAGCUUAACUAGGAUGAGAAAUUUGGAUUAACUUAAUUAGGAGUUGAGUACAGGAGUAUUCUGCACUGGAGAAGAUGUGGCAAAAACUAUUUCCCCAAGAAGAUACAGCUGCAAGGACUGCUUGGCAACUGUCUCUUGGUGCUUUUGUAAAGUCCAGGUAUCAGGAGGAACUUUUCAAAGGACACGCUAUCUCCACAGAUACCAGAUCUACAAAGACAUUCCUUAUUCAGUCAGAACUUUAAAAAGCCAAAGCUUUUGAAUAAAACAUCAGAAAUAAUACGAAUUUCUCUAACUGCACUGAUCUUUGCUGUUGCUGCUGCUUCUUUCAUACAUAUUGUGUUGCAGGCUCCACCUCCUCAGAGUGUCCCUCAUGAAACACGAGCAUUUCUUCUUGCUUCAGAACGUGGGGCUCAAGAUCAACUCACAAGAGUCUCAGCAGGACGUAGGAAUGAGGUGCAAGACACCCAGACUGUAACUAUGUCUUUUAUAUGGUGACUUAAAC
This is a messenger RNA of Myiozetetes cayanensis, 1518 nucleotides long. It is a transcript of the gene PIGL, whose product is annotated as phosphatidylinositol glycan anchor biosynthesis class L. Gene Ontology annotation, molecular function: N-acetylglucosaminylphosphatidylinositol deacetylase activity. The transcript is spliced from 7 exons. Gene Ontology annotation, biological process: GPI anchor biosynthetic process. NCBI's taxonomy places the organism in Eukaryota, Metazoa, Chordata, Aves, Passeriformes, Tyrannidae. Gene Ontology annotation, cellular component: endoplasmic reticulum. The coding region runs from base 1 to 786 and encodes 261 amino acids. The record is from RefSeq and is a predicted model, not a curated record.